GCUGAAACUGAACUGCAGAGAGCUUCACUGGAUGCAACUCGAACAACUCGGCAAUUAGAGGAAACCAUUGAUAAUUUUGAGAAACGGAAAAUAAAGGACAUAAAAAACAUAUUUUCUGAAUUUAUAACUAUUGAAAUGUUAUUCCAUGGGAAAGCUUUAGAGAUAUAUACUGCUGCCUACCAAAAUAUCCAAAAUAUUGAUGAAAAUGAAGAUUUAGAGGUUUUUCGGAGCUCACUUCAUCCGCCAGACUAUCAAUCUCGCUUAGACAUAGUUCGUGCAAAUUCAAAGUCCCCCGUGCAAAGAACUGGCUCCUUAAAAUCUUCAUUGAGGACAGUACAGAUUUCCAGCAGUAUGCUAAGAAAAGAUGACGAUGAUGAUGAGGAAGAGGAGGAUGAAGAUGAGGAGGAGGAAGAUGAAGAUGAGGAUGAGGAAUUAGAUGCUACUAAGGAAGUGAGAUAA
This is a messenger RNA of Cariama cristata (Red-legged seriema), 459 nucleotides long. RefSeq names its product family with sequence similarity 92, member A1 (gene CIBAR1). Gene Ontology annotation, biological process: cilium assembly. The annotation marks the transcript as partial. Lineage: Eukaryota; Metazoa; Chordata; Aves; Cariamiformes; Cariamidae. The record is from RefSeq and is a predicted model, not a curated record. Gene Ontology annotation, cellular component: ciliary basal body; ciliary transition zone. The transcript is spliced from 4 exons.